Messenger RNA from Synchiropus splendidus (mandarinfish), 1784 nucleotides. RefSeq names its product glycerol-3-phosphate dehydrogenase [NAD(+)], cytoplasmic-like. The coding region runs from base 232 to 1281 and encodes 349 amino acids. Gene Ontology annotation, molecular function: NAD binding; protein homodimerization activity; glycerol-3-phosphate dehydrogenase [NAD(P)+] activity. The record is from RefSeq and is a predicted model, not a curated record. The transcript has 8 exons. Gene Ontology annotation, biological process: carbohydrate metabolic process; glycerol-3-phosphate catabolic process. Gene Ontology annotation, cellular component: glycerol-3-phosphate dehydrogenase (FAD) complex; cytosol. Lineage: Eukaryota; Metazoa; Chordata; Actinopteri; Syngnathiformes; Callionymidae.
AUAGAGUCGCACAUAUGGUUAUAAUGCAGUUUAUACCUGAAAAAUCGCAAAGUAUAGAAUGUGAAACAUGAAAUAAAAGUAGUAAUAUGAGCGACAAAAUGAAAAAAGGUCUCGUUAAACCCUCACAUUGGGAGGUAGAACCUGUGUAGGGCGUAUAAGGAAGUUGACUUCAGACGGAGGUACGAAAGAACAACGAGAGCUUCGUUUCAGACGCUUUAGGUGCGCCUCAACAUGGCUGGGAAAAAAGUCUGCAUCAUCGGAUCUGGCAACUGGGGAUCAUCCAUAGCCAAAAUCAUAGGGCGUAAUGUGAAAGUGUCCAACCGAUUCAAUCCUCUGGUGAACAUGUGGGUGUACGAGGAAGAGAUAGAAGGCCGAAAACUGACGGAGAUCAUCAACACGGAGCAUGAAAAUGUGAAAUAUCUGCCCGGUCACAAGUUGCCGAAGAACGUGAUAGCGAUUCCGGACAUCACCGAAGCAGUGAAAGGCGCCAAAAUCCUCGUCUUUGUGAUCCCGCAUCAGUUCAUUGGCAACCUGUGCGACCAGAUGAAAGCUCACAUCACAGAAGGAGCCAUUGGAAUCUCUCUGAUCAAGGGCAUUGACGAAGGACCUGAUGGGCUGAAGCUCAUAUCACACAUCAUCCGUGAUAAGCUGAAUGUUGAUGUCAGCGUCCUGAUGGGGGCUAAUAUCGCCAGAGAGGUGGCGGAGGAGAAGUUCUGUGAAACCACUGUCGGAUCCAAAAAUGAGGCCAAUGGUCAAAUCUUCAAAGAACUGCUGCAGACUCCAAACUUCCGGAUCACUGUUGUGCAAGAGAGUGAUACAGUGGAGAUGUGUGGAGCUCUGAAGAAUAUUGUGGCUGUGGGCGCGGGGUUCUGUGACGGACUGGGAUUUGGGGACAACACCAAGGCGGCAGUGAUUCGACUGGGCCUGAUGGAGAUGGUUGCCUUCUCCAAGCUGUUCUGUAAGAGCCCAGUGAGCUCCAGUACCUUCUUGGAGAGCUGCGGUGUGGCCGAUCUCAUCACCACAUGCUAUGGAGGACGGAACCGCAAAGUUGCCGAAGCGUUUGUCAGGACUUCCAAGUCAAUUGCAGAACUGGAGGCAGAAAUGCUGAACGGCCAGAAACUGCAGGGUCCACAGACCUCAGCUGAAGUCUACAAGAUUCUUCAGAAAAGGGCCAUGGUUGACAAGUUUCCUUUGUUCACUGCUGUCUAUCUCAUCUGCUUUGAGGGGAAAGAGGUGAAAGAGUUCAUCACCUGCCUGCAGAACCACCCAGAACACAUGUGAAAACCUUUUGAAUGAGUAAACAAAACUUCAGAUGGAUGGCACUUUUUACCACACACAAAAGGUUUAUAUUGGCAAGAGACGAUAUUUGUCGAAGCAGGUCGUUUGCCAUUCAUAUGUCUGUUGUACUUCCUGGUCUGAUGAUGGCGAGGAACGCACCGUGACUGCCUGACAUUGAAGGCUUUAUUACAGGCUUUCACUUUCCAUCUCUUCAUAUAGUGCAGUACAUCCUGUCCUGUGGCAGAGACAAACGCACAAGGCGACUCAGAAAGAACACUUUUAUGCCACUUAAAUGUAUUUUUCUAUUGCUGAAUAUUUUCUAUACUUGGAAUGGUGUCCUUAUAUUCAAAAUAAUAUUUAACCACAUAAACAAACUUUAUGCAGGAUCCAAAUGUAAGUUACACAAGCAAUUUUGAUGUCUUGUUUUUUCAUAUUACAAAGAUAUAACUACACAGUUUUCGUGUUUGCGUGUGCCUUGUUUCUUCAAUAAAGUUGUAGUCACAGUU